This is a messenger RNA of Pimephales promelas (fathead minnow), 3072 nucleotides long. Lineage: Eukaryota; Metazoa; Chordata; Actinopteri; Cypriniformes; Leuciscidae. The record is from RefSeq and is a predicted model, not a curated record.
UGAAAAUCAGUUCAGUAUUCAGUGAGAUAUGAUUAAUUUAAUGCGCUGACAGCUCAUUUCACCUGCUAUUCAGAUUACACUGAGCGGAGCGGAUGACCGGUUUAAGAUGGCGGCUCCAAUUCUCGUCCGUGCUAAUAGGCAGUAGCGGUCGAUAGGGCGUCUACCUAUAUGAUGUCUAUGUUGUACACACCCCAACCUCUUGACCCCGCCCCCACGUCAAACCAGGGACACAAAGCGAGGUGCAAAGAAAAAGGAAGCGUAAAGCAAAGCGUGCGCCGCAGAGGCACGGAUGACUGAAACGCGGAUUUAAAGGAGCGGCGCAAAGGGAAAUAUAUAUGGCCCUACUUUGACUCCAUAGCGGUACCGAUGUGCUGCAAACAAGAGCGAGUGGAGAACCGGAGGAUGUAGAUGCAGACGAACCCAACGCAUCUGCACAAGGAGGAAGACACGAUGCUGUUUUAACAGCAGUGCGGGAUCGCUGAGGCUGAACUUGUCGUUUUGACCACUUUUGGUCUUCUAAUAGAAAGAUGGCGCCGUCGGGCUCGCGCAGCGAUGACUGCUGGAGAGUUUUAUACUGGAUCCCUGUGCUGUUCAUCAGUCUGAUCGUGGCAUGGUCCUACUACGCGUAUGUAGUGCAGCUCUGCAUAGAAUCUAUUGAAAACAUGGGAGAGAAAAUAGUUUAUCUCCUGGUUUAUCAUGUGCUUUUCAUAAUGUUCGUGUGGUCAUACUGGCAAACCAUCUUCACAAAACCCAUGAACCCCCUCAAAGAGUUCCACCUGUCACAUCCCGACAAGGAACUAUUAGAGCGUGAAGAUCGGAGAGAAUCUCAACAGGAAAUCUUGAGGAGAAUUGCUAAGGAUUUGCCCAUUUACACACGCACAAUGUCAGGAGCUGUCCGCUACUGUGAUCGCUGUCUGCUGCUGAAGCCUGAUCGAUGUCAUCAUUGCUCUGCCUGUGAUAUGUGCAUUUUAAAGAUGGAUCACCAUUGUCCAUGGGUGAACAAUUGUGUGGGCUUCGCCAACUACAAGUUUUUCAUGCUCUUCCUAGCAUAUUCAUUGUUGUAUUGCCUCUAUGUCACUGCCACAGACUUGCAGUAUUUCAUCAAGUUCUGGACUGUUGACGGUAAAGCACAUCAGCGUCUAAUCCAGUAUUUGAAUGGCCUGCCUGAUACCCAAGCCAAAUUUCACAUCAUGUUCCUGUUUUUCGCUGCCUCCACGUUCUCAGUGAGCCUAGCGUUUUUGUUUGCUUAUCAUUGCUGGCUUGUCUGCAAGAACAGAUCUACAUUGGAGGCUUUUAGAGCUCCCGCGUUCCAGCAUGGCCCAGACAAGAACGGCUUCAGUUUAGGAACAAACAAUAACUUUCGCCAAGUGUUUGGAGAAGAAAAGAAAUACUGGCUGCUUCCUGUUUUUUCAAGUCUGGGUGACGGCUGUUCAUUCCCCACAUGUCUAGUGAACCGAGACCCCGAACAACCCUCGUUGCCCCCUGGACACAACCCUUCUAUCAAAAGUGCUGGAGAGUCUCAUCAGUUUCCACCUAAACCUCUGAGAGAGUCUCAGAGCCGGCUGCUGAAUAACGGACAGUCAGAGGGAAAUGAAGACCGAGACAAGCGAGGUACAAGCAACCCAGCCUUGACUAUUGAGAAGGAAACUUAGGAACAUUUUUAUGAAACAGGAGUGUUGUCCUAAUGAUGUCUGUUGUCAGUGGAACAGUGAAGACGUCUCUGCUGCUCUUGCACAGACUUGCACUGCCUUUCCACUCUCUACCUACUCAAUUGUGACCCAUCACAAGCGCUAACAGAAGCGGGAUAAUGGAGUGCACAUUCAUAAAGGGCCACAGUCUCUUCUCUUCCUUGGAAACUGUAUGGCUGAGAUAUCUUAAUGUGCCUAAAGAAACCCACUGAUGUGGCUGAACAAGGUAACAUCAAAGUGGUUCCUGGACCUACGUUUAAAAAAAUAGAAGUUUGUAUGGAAAAUGCCUUGAAUAUAUAUAGCUUGUGUGGUGUAGACAUUUCUAAAGAAAGUACGAUUUUUUGUUAGUCUGGGAUACGUGAAGUAUUUAUGCAUGCUGUGUGAUGGUGGUACAUAGUCGUUUGUCAUGUUUGAAAUGUGAAAAGCCCACUACACUACAACAGAUUUUUUUAAAACCGUUAAAAUGUUGUUCAUUAUUAUACAGAUGCAUUUUCACAUCUGGUCUAUGAUCUCUUUUCUUUGACAAAGUGUCAGUGAGUAUCUUGUCCAUCACCCUUAAGUCUGGAUCCCAGCUGUCCCGAGUUUUGCAAAGGUUGUACACAAGCAAAAAGACUGAUGUAGCAAAACAUUUUUGGCCAUUUAUAGCACUGCAUAUCCAGACAAAAACACUGUUUAUUCAAGCAGAGGGAGGACAAAAAUACUCUGUAUGCACUUUGAACAGCGCUUGAAGCUGCACAUUAUUUCAGUUUUUGAAUGUUGUUUUCUCGAUGGUUCUGUUGAAUCAAGUAUGCAAGGAAAAUGUAUUGUGAUUACUCUUGUCCAUAUGCAUUGUGAUUCUGCAGCUGCAGUGAACAUUUCACUGUAAGUCAGUAUAUUGAUUAUUUUUAGAAUACUUUGCAUAACUCUGUUGCACACUCAGAUGUGGUUUUGUAUCUCAUCUGAUUUAUCCAAGGGCUCUUCUAAAGUACUUACCAUAUUUCUAUCUGAAUUUGAUUCCAUAUACUGUAUUGCAUGCAAAUGUACUUGUACUUGAUUUUGACUUGAGGUGUGAACGAAACCUCAGAAAUGCCAAGAGCUGUGGUGUGUUGUCCGUUUUGUAGUUUUUAUGGAAAUGUCGUAUAGGAUUUCUGUUACUUUGAUUACUAGGUUCACACACCACAUUAAAAAUAAACUGUGAUACAAGAUUUCUACUGGUUCUUGCUUUGUGUAUGUAGACAAGCUGAUUGCCAUUGCUGCUUUUGUUCUUUGAGAGCCUGAAAUUGUGCUGGCUCUAGCUUAAUGUUUUCAUAUUCAGACUCCACUUCGUAGGACAACGCCAUUGAACGAUAUGCCUUUAUGAAUGUUACUGUAAGAGAAAUAAAGUGAUAUUUUAUUAAGUGCUACA